This is a messenger RNA of Ylistrum balloti, 1941 nucleotides long. RefSeq lists its product as uncharacterized. NCBI's taxonomy places the organism in Eukaryota, Metazoa, Mollusca, Bivalvia, Pectinida, Pectinidae. The record is from RefSeq and is a predicted model, not a curated record. The transcript has a single exon. Bases 1 to 1941 code for a protein of 646 amino acids.
AUGUUGCAGAUCAUUCAUAAAAAUUUCCCUUUGCCUCCUACCAUCCUUCCACACCCUCACCUAUCUGCCUCCUCCCAUCCUUCUAUACCCUCACCUAUCUGCCUCCUCCCAUCCCUCCACACCCUUCACCUAUCUGCCUCCUCCCAUCCCUCAAUACCCUCACCUAUCUGCCUCCUCCCAUCCUUCUACACCCUCACCUAUCUGCCUCCUCCCAUCCUUCUACACCCUCACCUAUCUGCCUCCUCCCAUCCCUCCACACCCUUCACCUAUCAGCCUCCUCCCAUCCCUCCACAUCCUCAUCUAUCUGCCUCCUCCUAUCCCUCCACACCCUCACCUAUCAGCCUCCUCCCAUCCCUCCACAUCCUCAUCUAUCUGCCUCCUCCCAUCCCUCCACACCCUCACCUAUCUGCCUCCUCCAAUUCCUCCACACAAUCACCUUUCUGCCUCCUUCCAUCGUCCCACACUCUCAUAUAUCUGCCUCUUCCCAUCCUUCUACACCCUCACCUAUCUGCCUCCUCGCAUCCUCCAACACACCCACCUAUCUGCCUCCUCCCAUUCCUCCACACCCUUCACCUAUCUGCCUCCUCCUAUCCCUCCACACCCUUCACCUAUCUGCCUCCUCCCAUCCCUCCACAUCCUCAUCUAUCUGCCUCCUCCUAUCCCUCCACACCCUCACCUAUCUGCCUCCUCCCAUCCUCCCACACCCUCAUAUAUCUGCCUCCUCCCAUCCUUCUAUACCCUCACCUACCUGCCUCCUUCCAUCCUUCCAUACCUUCACCUAUCUGCCUCCUCCCAUCCCUCCACACCCUCACCUUUCUGCCUCCUCCCAUCCCGCCACAUCCUCAUCUAUCUGCCUCCUCCCAUCCUUCCACACCCUCACCUAUCUGCCUCCUACCAUCCUUCCACACCCUCACCUAUCUGCCUCCUCCCAUCCUUCUACACCCUCACCUAUCUGCCUCCUCCCAUUCCUCCACACCCUUCACCUAUCUGCCUCCUCCUAUCCCUCCAAACCCUUCACCUAUCUGCCUCCUCCCAUCCCUCCACAUCCUCAUCUAUCUGCCUCCUCCUAUCCCUCCACACCCUCACCUAUCUGCCUCCUCCCAUCCUCCCACACCCUCAUAUAUCUGCCUCCUCCCAUCCUUCUAUACCCUCACCUACCUGCCUCCUUCCAUCCUUCCAUACCUUCACCUAUCUGCCUCCUCCCAUCCCUCCACACCCUCACCUUUCUGCCUCCUCCCAUCCCGCCACAUCCUCAUCUAUCUGCCUCCUCCCAUCCUUCCACACCCUCACCUAUCUGCCUCCUACCAUCCUUCCACACCCUCACCUAUCUGCCUCCUCCCAUCCCUACACCCUCACCACACCCUCACCUCACCUAUCUGCCUCCUCCCAUCCCUCCACGCCCUUCACCUAUCUGCCUCCUCCCAUCCUUCUACACCCUCACCUAUCUGCCUCCUCCCAUCCCUCCACGCCCUUCACCUAUCAGCCUCCUUCCAUCCCUCCACAUCCUCAUCUAUCUGCCUCCUCCUAUCCCUCCACACCCUCACCUAUCUGCCUCCUCCAAUCCUUCCACACUCUCAUCUAUCUGCCUCCUCCCAUCCUUCCACACCUUCACCUAUCUGCCUUCUUCCAUUCUUCCACACCCGCACCUAUCUGCCUACACAAACCUUCCACACUCUCACCUAUCUGCCUCCUCCCAUCCUUCAACACCCUCACCUAUCUGCCUCCUUCCAUCCCUCCACACCCCUCAUCUAUCUGCCUCCUCCCAUCCUUCCACACCCUCACCAAUCUGCCUCCUCAGUCUAUCUACAUCCAUCGGUCCUACUCUUUUUCCUCCUACCCUUCACACCCCUCACCUAUCUGCCUCCCCAGUAUAUCUACAUCCGUCAUCCUCCUCUUCUUCCUCCUACCCUCCACCUCCUUUACCUCUAUUAUCUAUCCUAA